UGCUGGUUACUCUGUCCCUUUUUAAGAAUCGUUUAGGAGCAGAUCAUCCAUAGAAAGUUCUCAAUUAGAGUAGUCUUCUUGCAUGUCUUGUUCAUAGCACCUUGGUCAGAUCAAUUUUCAACUCUUUUCUUUCAAACGUUUUUGCUUCAAACGAGGAAGAAUUUGCGAAACGAAAAAUAAUUCAAAAAGUAGUUUGCCAUGAAAGUUUCUUAUAUCACGCUUGUAAUUUCCACCUUGAACAUAUUCCUUGGUAAAUCUAAUGCGCAGUCAGAAGGCCUUAAUGUUCACCCCAAUGCAGUUACGUCAACGGCUUCAUCAGCUUACUCGUGUGAUCCAAACACUUGUAAAAUUGCAAAUAACUGUUUGUGCGCAUCUAAAAAUCCACCCAACGGACUCUCUCCCAGUGAUACUCCCCAAUUUGUCACAAUUACAUUUGAUGAUUCGAUCCAACCACAGCUAUAUAAAACGGCCAAGAGAAUGCUCAACGUGACAAAUCCUAAUGGUUGCUCUGGCCGAGGCACAUGGUUUGUUUCCAUGCAAUACACUGACUUCUCUUUGGUUCAACAGUGGUAUUCGUCCGGCAAUGAAAUUGCAGAUCAUACAUUCUCUCAUGUUGGAAUACCAUCUGAAAAGGAAAUAUCCAGUUGUAAGCAAAUACUAAACACUUAUGGUGGUGUCCCUAAUGGAAAGAUCCAAGGAUUUCGUGCACCGUUCCUUAACUAUACAGCACAAACAUUGAAAAAUUUACAGAAACAAGGAUUUCUUUACGAUUCUAGUUCUAGUGCCUUACAAGGCGAUGCUUAUUGGCCUUACACACUAGACAAUGGUAUGGCAAAUGACUGUUGGACAGGAAUUUGCCAUGAUAGUCAAUCUCAGAUCCCUGGACUAUGGGAGAUACCUAUGUAUGCAGUCUUUGAUAAUGUCAGUACUCCGCAAUUGAUGGAUGUCUAUAUCUCAGGUCAGCCAGAAGAUGUCACUAAAUGGAGUUUGGAAGCUUUUGAAAAGCAUUACAAUGGUGGAAGGCAGCCUUUCGGAAUCUACGUCCAUCCCACACAUUUAACUGGUUAUCCAGGAUUGCCUGAUCCUGCACCCAAGCUUGACGGUUUAACAGAGUUGAUCAAAAAACUCUCCGAGAGGCCCGAUGUUUGGUUUGUUACUAACCAACAGUUACUGCAAUGGAUGAAAAAUCCUGUUAAAUCUUCUGAGCUGGGAAAGCAAGAUUACAUGCGCUGUGAGCAACCUGUAAUAGCCAAAGAAAUUUGCAACGGUCUAGAUGACGAUAAUAACAAUAAUAUAGAUGAUAACCUUCUAAACAACUGUAACUUUGGCACCACGACCUUCAAUACUUGCUUCAACUGUCCAAACACUGCGCCUACAUUAGAUAUCCCCGCACCUGCUACUGCUGCACAAAACGGAUCCGUUGGUUUCAGAUAUCCUCUUCCUAAUAAUUGCGAUACAAAAUGGUGGGAUCCUAUCGGUAAUACCUGUCUUUGUACCACAACAGAAUGUCAAUAUAAAGAUACAGCAGUUCCUACAAAUAAGACUGCAGCUGGCGACGGAGCUACCGCAAAUGGGUCAGGAGUGUCUAGUGCCACUAACAAAAAUGCGUAUCCUAACGCAUUAAUGUUUAUCUACUUUUCCGCUAUAUUUUUUACGAUGCUUUUUUAAAUCUUCACACCCCACAUGGUAAUUGCAAAAUCGCUCUUAACAAGCCACUUAAAUUAAUUUGAACCUAUUCCGUUUCUGAUUUUGACAUUUUAAUAUGAUACAUGUCCAUAAAAUAUGCUAUUGGGAAAUCAAAUAGUCUCGCCAUUCAUUUUCUCCAAGCUUAUUUGCAACACGCCGUCAGUUUUUGGUUUCUGUUCCUGAGGUAUUCAGCGGCAUAAAGUAACGGAGAUUCACUGAGUUCCUAAUUGUCAAACCCGCCCCUUGUGACUGAAGAGGCAAAGAGGGGUAAUUUGAGUUGGACAAGGUUG
Molecule: messenger RNA, 1976 nt
Organism: Mycotypha africana
Lineage: Eukaryota; Fungi; Mucoromycota; Mucoromycetes; Mucorales; Mycotyphaceae
Exons: 8
Coding region: 199-1668 (489 amino acids)
Biological process (GO): carbohydrate metabolic process
Molecular function (GO): hydrolase activity, acting on carbon-nitrogen (but not peptide) bonds
Source: RefSeq, a predicted model, not a curated record